Molecule: messenger RNA, 1291 nt
Organism: Amphiprion ocellaris (clown anemonefish)
Lineage: Eukaryota; Metazoa; Chordata; Actinopteri; Pomacentridae
Gene: thoc3
Product: THO complex 3
Exons: 6
Coding region: 36-1004 (322 amino acids)
Biological process (GO): mRNA export from nucleus
Cellular component (GO): THO complex part of transcription export complex
Molecular function (GO): protein binding
Source: RefSeq, a predicted model, not a curated record
UCACCUGUCGCGGAGAUAUUACGUAGAGAUUCAAGAUGGCUUCACAGUACUACCAAGAGAUGCAGGAGAGCUUCAGGAAUAACAACAAAAGUCGGGAAUUCCCGGCUCACACAGCCAAAGUCCACUCGGUGGCGUGGAGCUGCGACGGCCGGAGACUCGCCUCCGGUUCUUUUGACAAGACAGCCUCCGUUUUCGUCCUUGAAAAGGACCGUUUGGUGAAAGAGAACAACUACAGAGGUCAUGGUGACAGCGUCGAUCAGCUCUGCUGGCAUCCCACCAACCCGGAUCUGUUUGUCACAGCAUCUGGAGACAAGACCAUUCGCAUAUGGGAUGUCCGCACCACCAAAUGCAUUGCCACUGUCACCACAAAAGGUGAGAACAUCAACAUCUGCUGGAGCCCGGAUGGUCAGACUAUUGCUGUGGGCAACAAAGACGACGUGGUGACUUUCAUCGACGCCAAGACGCAUCGCUCCAAGGCAGAGGAGCAGUUCAAGUUCGAGGUGAACGAGAUCUCCUGGAACAACGACAACGACAUGUUCUUCCUCACCAACGGCAACGGCUGCAUCAAUAUUCUGAGCUAUCCAGAGCUGAAGCCCAUCCAGUCCAUCAACGCUCAUCCAUCCAACUGCAUCUGCAUCAAGUUCGACCCCACAGGGAAGUACUUCGCCACGGGGAGUGCCGACGCCCUGGUCAGCCUGUGGGACGUGGAGGAGCUGGUGUGUGUCCGCUGCUUCUCCAGACUGGACUGGCCGGUGAGGACGCUGAGCUUCAGUCACGAUGGGAAGAUGUUGGCCUCCGCCUCUGAGGAUCACUUCAUAGACAUCGCUGAGGUGGAAACAGGAGAGAAGCUGUGGGAGGUUCAGUGCGAUUCUCCGACCUUUACAGUCGCCUGGCACCCAAAGCGGCCGCUGCUGGCCUACGCCUGCGACGACAAGGAAGGGAAGUACGACAACAACCGAGAGGCGGGUACUGUCAAACUGUUUGGCCUUCCCAACGACUCCUGAGCUGGAUCAACGAAGGUUUUUUUCUGGUAAAACCAAGAGAGAUCCUCUACCAGAGAGCAAAGCUGAGGAAGCAUCUGAAGGAAAGAACAGAAACCCUGAAGCUGCAUUUUGGCUGCAGCUCCUAAAACCACCAGCAGAUGGCGCAGCUGUUGUAACUUUCCCUUUUAAGAGCUGACUUCAUUCCCUGCUUUAUGGGUGCAGGUGAACAUACAAUUCCCAGUGCUGUAAGAUAUUGUUUUUAUGUAAAAUACUGUGUUUUUUUAAUAAUAAAAUUGGAUUCUUUGUAA